Messenger RNA from Linum trigynum, 330 nucleotides. Lineage: Eukaryota; Viridiplantae; Streptophyta; Magnoliopsida; Malpighiales; Linaceae. The record is from the annotation of a GenBank genome assembly.
AUGGAUUUCGUCGAGCUGGAAGCGACCGAAGCUCUGCGGUGGUCGUGGAACGCCUGGCCGACGACGAAAUCCGAUGCUGCUUCCGUCGUAGUCCCGCUCAGCAUCAUGUGCACGCCGUUGAUGCAAUCCUCCGAGCUCCCGAUUUUCCCCUACGAGCCUCUCCACUGCACUCUAUGCAACUCCGUGUUGAACCCUUACGCCAGGGUUUACCAGACGCGCAUCUGGAGCUGCCCUUUCUGCUACCGCGAUUUCUUAUCCGCGCAUCGGCGAAUCGAAUCUCCCCGCGGAGCUCUUCUCUGCCUACAGUACCUUGGAAUACAAAAUCAAUAG